AGGACCCAGACGCAGUCAGGUUCUAGAAUGGCCUGCCGCCAGUGAGCUAUCUGGUCUGGCUCUGCCACCAUGCGCUGGCGUGACAGGAUCACCGUGCUCUUCUUCCCACCGGGGGUGGUGCUGACACUGGCGGCGAUGAUGCUCUUAAUCCUGCACAUCAGCAUCUUCGCCAACGACGUGUACCACUUCUGUAUCACCCGCCAAUUCAAUCUGAUGAGCUUCCGCAGCACCGUCAUUGUCCUGUUCUCACAGGUGAUGAGCAUCUGGUGGGCCUCCCUGGGGUCACUCUUUGCAGAGCUGAUCGAGGACAAGAUUCUGAGAUGUUUUGCCCUGACCAUUCUGAUGCUCAACGCAGCCAUGUUUAUCAACCGCCUGGCCCUGGAGUUCCUAACCAUCACAUACCGGGAGGAGAAGCACUGAGCACUGGAGAGGGGCCAGGCU
Molecule: messenger RNA, 441 nt
Organism: Phascolarctos cinereus (koala)
Lineage: Eukaryota; Metazoa; Chordata; Mammalia; Diprotodontia; Phascolarctidae
Gene: CATSPERH
Product: catsper channel auxiliary subunit eta
Source: RefSeq, a predicted model, not a curated record